Molecule: messenger RNA, 4074 nt
Organism: Chlamydomonas reinhardtii
Lineage: Eukaryota; Viridiplantae; Chlorophyta; Chlorophyceae; Chlamydomonadales; Chlamydomonadaceae
Exons: 3
Coding region: 419-2362 (647 amino acids)
Source: RefSeq, a predicted model, not a curated record
UUGUCAAGGCUGCCUGUUCGCAUCCUCAUGCUCUGAAGUGUGUCGGACACGGUUUGGUCUCUGUGCUCGCACUUACAGCUACUAUAUGUAGCUGGCAAUCCCAGAAGCUAUGGAGGGGAUAUCGGAACCUCUUCUGAGCCAGCUCGAGGACAUUGCCAAAACUUAUGAGCAGUCAAGUAGCACAAUUGCAGUAAUUGAAGAACUGUUGUCCAAUAGACUUGCAGCGCCUGAGGCGGAACCAGAGCCGCCUCUGCAGCCGGAUGCUCUUCUUGACCAGGAUGCAGAGGGCGCACUUGAAGAAGCGCCUGAGCGGUCGUCGGCGCCAGCUGUGUUGCGCUCUGCAGAGGCGCGGAAAGCGCUUUUGUUGGCGAAAGCUCCAAGUCUCCAGCGGGCGCCAUUGUUGCUUCCACAGGUAUCCAUGCGGGGCGAUCGGGACCGGGCCGCGCGGUCCAGCAACGACGGCGCAGGGCUCGGGUCGCCGUCCAUCCCCAAGCUGCCGCCGCUGCUGGAGCUAGCCCCCCUCAGCAGCGACGGCUGUUCCAGCCCCGGCGGCGGAGGCGGCACUCCACGCAAAGCCGCGGUCGGGGGCCCCAUGGCCGCCCUCUCUCGCGGCAACUCCAUCCCGCGCCGCAACAGCCAGCCCGGCGCAAGCAGCACCAACCUCGUCAUCAGCUCCAGCACCGCCAACUCGCACAGCGGCGCCGCGUUGCCCACGCAGCUGCCUGGCUCGCCCUCAGGACGCCUCGCCACGCAGCUCAGCCUGCCGCCGCCCCGCCGCUCCGACGACGGUGCGCUCAGCGGCAGCGGCGCCGCCAGCCCCGCCGGCGGCCUCGGCAGCGGCCCCUUGGGUGCAGGCGGUAGGCGACCGCGGCUGAGCCACACGGCCAGCAGUCGGGCCUUGGAAGGCUUCGGCGUCUCUGCGUUGGGCCUGGGGUCGGCGUCGGGUAUGGAAGCGGCACCUGGCCUGGCGGGCGCCUCGUCUGUGACUGUGCCGGGGGUGCUGGCGGCAGGGCUGUCGGCAAUGGGGCUACAGCAGUCAGGCGCGGUUGGACCCAGCAGCGGUGGUGGUGGCGGGAGUGCAGGCGGCACAGCCAGUGGCGGCGGUGCUGUGGGGCCGGUCCUGGGCGCCGUGGCGAGUUUCCGGGCCCGGCGGCUGAGCAGCUUCGCAGGUGACCGCCCCUCAGGCGCGGCCAGCGGGUCAAACAGCCCGUUGGUGCAGGCGGGGUCAGUGGGCUCCCCCGCAGCCGCCGGCAGCCGCCUGCCCUUCUCCGGUAACCAGUUGAUACCCUGCCCGCCCUCAGCCCCAGCGCCGUCGGGGGCAGUCAACAUCGGAGAGCGCGGGGAGCGCCCCGCGCAGCUGUCAAGUCCCAUGUCCCCACACACUUCCCUGAUCAACGGGCUAAUAGGCUUCGGCGGCAACUCGCCUGUUCCGGGCUCACCGCUAAGCUCGUACGCAAACACGGAAAGUGGCGCCGCCAUGAUGCCUGGCGGCAGCGGCCGGCCCAUGCAGCCCAUGCCGCCGCCGGCAUGGUCUGGCGCCGGCGCCGCCGCCGCUGGGCUGGCGGCGCGAUCCUCGAAGCGGCUGCUUCUGGCGGCGGCGCUCUCGUCCCCAGCUUUGGGCAGUAGCGGCGUGGCGGGGGCCGGCGGCAGCAGCGCGAGUGGCGCGGCAGCAGCGGGUGGCGGCGCGGCAGCAGCAGGUGCAGCUGUCGCUGCCGUCAGGGCUGGAGCCGGCGUUGGCGGUGUCUGCCCAAUUCCGCGCAGCAGUGAUGACCAGGCGCCGUCGCCGUUCGGGACUCUCUCGGGCUCUGUCGCCGCCGCCGAGGCGGCAGCGACAUCGGGCGUAGGCAUGGUGGGGGAUGCGGCAACUGAGCCAGGGUCGGGGUGGGCAGACAGGCAACAGGAGCUGGCGCUAGAUGGCACGGGCGGGAAUGAGCUGCAGCAGGCACGCGAGUCGGGACCCGCGCGAGCAUCGUAUAGCGGCAUGCCCAGCUUUCAGUUCCGGACCGAGAACUCUGUGGGAUUAAUUGACGAGGUCGGUUGCGCGAGCGGUUGUGCAACCGCCUCGCCGCACAUGCGCAGCAAUAGCAGGCGGCUGCCGGCAACGCAUGACUCGACGGACUUGCAGCUGCUGCCGUCUGUCGGGUCAGGUGGCGCGGUGGGACCAGCGACCUGGACCCCUAUGGGCCUGCCGUCGCCGACGCCUUCGGGACCUGUUGCAGGAGGGAGCCAGAAGCAGCUGCAUCGGCGCAUGGACUCGCAGCGGCGGUCGUCGGGGCUUGCGAAGCAGACUUCGCUCACAGCGUCAGCAGGCGUGGGCGCUGGUGUGGCUGUGGUUAUGGCCGGUGGCAGCUUGGCACGGUGAGCACACGGGUGGGAGCCCGGGGCCGCUGAAACAGGCGGUGCUGGACGGCAGGCGUCAGGAUGCGGCUGCGAAGCGGUGCUUCAUGGCCAGUGGUGGAGUGGAGGGACUGCGAUGGUGGUGGUGGAUGUUGCCUCAGAUGUGGCAUUAAAUGGAUUUGGUGGGUCUUGGGAGGCAAGCCCAGAACAAUGUCAAACAGCAUGUCGUGGUUGGUACCCAUGAUUUGGAGAUUGAUAACUGACCGGUUGUGCCAUGUCGGACUAGUAUUGUACGGCAUGUGGCGGGGUGAGUUGGGCUGGAUGAUGCAUCGAGGUGGGGUCUGGGCAGCAAGCUCCGAGCAUGACAAUUUUGAGUAGUGUAUAAGUUGUGUUGUGCUAUUCAACCAGUUCAAGGACUGAAAAGACUGGCGGGAGUGCCGUGUGAUAUGUGGCAGGUCGGGUCGGGUGGGGCCCCUGGAGCGUGAUUCGGGUUGCGGUUGGUAAGCGCGUGUUCCAGGCCUCUCGUGGAGUGGUAUGGAGUGGAGGGAUUGUGAGGGUAAACGUGACACCAAGUGCAAAUGGUGGAUGCCAGGUUUGUUAGCAAUUACGGGGUAGGACCCCGUGCUCUGGUGCCUGUGAACUGCCACAGGAAAGGUGGCUCUCCCCCUCAAGGGAAAUGUGGGCUGCCGCAGGAGCUCAAACCCCGCAUAGCUGUGCGGGCGCGUCCCGGCAUCCGUGACAGGAAGCAAAGAAUCGGGCGUGUCAAAUGGUACUGAGUCCUCCUUUGUGUGUUUAAUCAUGGCCGGGCAUCUCUGUUCUCCUAUGCGUGAUUCCCAGUUACGUUGCGCACCUUAUUCUAGCUCCCCUCCUCACUUUCACCCUAAGUUUCCCCCGUACCGUUCCCAGUGCUGGUGUCGUUCAUUUACGCGGUAGAGAUUUGCCCCAAAUCCGCCGAAGACGGAGACAUGUUUUGGUUUUGGGCCGCGCUUCUAUGAAUGCGGAUGUUACAGAGGGGACAGUCCCAGCACCCGAGGACGCCGCGCUUCUAUGGAAACGUUUUGUACAGUUUUGGCACGGUUGUGGCGGUAUCGUAGACGUUCUGGGGGUUUGAGGGCUGCCAGCCACGGACAUCGCUGCGCUCCGGGGGCUCAGCCCAAAAACGGACUGGUGCAUGGACAGUACUGGGUUCCCGCGCCGCGUUUGCUAGCGCUUCCAUAGCCAGACUCCAAUAGCUGGUGGCGCCAGCGGCCCCGGGCCCGGUAGUUGCGGCAGCGCGAGGCCUGAUAGGGGGCUACAUAGGUGUGUGAUGGGACAGUGGCAAGGCAGGUUGGCAAAGUCCCUUAGGGCGCAUCUGAUAGGGGGCUACAUAGGUCCCUGUGCUUGCGCGCUCGCCUGUUCCCUUUUGUAACAAAGCACGCAUUCAUAGGCCCCUGCCUAGGCCUGGUCCCGAGUGCCCGGCGUGCAGGCAAAUGUUCAUAUGUGUAGAGCAUAGCGGGCGGGCAAGGCCACGUGGAGGAGGAGAGCGUACAGGCUGAGGAGCCGGCCGGUGUUUUGCUGGCGGUCCGCAGGAGAGCAGAGCGUGUGGUAGGCAGUGCGGCAUUCGAUGUCCUCGGCGCACGCUCUGAUUGUCUACCGUUGUACGGUGGUAACGUGCCAAACCAGGGGUAAUACGCACCCUGAAGAGGGCGAGGCGUUUGUUCGCUGAGCGGGACAGCGUGCCUUUCGACUAUAAAGCUG